GUUUCCAUAGCGACCAGCUGUCGUUGGCAGGGGAUUCAAAAUGCUACCUGGAUGAAAACAGAUGAGCAGCACAGAAAAGCAUCAGAGAUGGCUCAGUUGUUAUCUGAAGAUGAGUUAGAAACUCUCCUCAAGCAGCUUCUGAUAAGUAACGGUGACAAGAUCUCUUUUGCACCAUCCACUGAAUGUGCUGAAGAGAUCCUUCUUCACCUGCAGGAGACUGACAAGAACUUUCACAAUUAUGAGUUGGUCAAGUACCUGCGUCAAUACGUGGAAAGCUCUUUAGGGGGUGUGGUGGGAGAGGAAACGAUGGACUUGACCAAAGGAGAAGGAAAAAAUCCAAUAUGCUCAGGACACGACACCGUCACUCACGCUGUGACCCAGAGGACCAGAGAUUCAGCUGACUACCAGCAGAUGAUGCAGACCUUGAAAAGUACAAUGAUCACUGUUGUAGACUCUUUGAUCAACAAAUUUGAAGAGGACCAGCUGAGGAAGGAGGACGCACACGGAGAGGGCGAACAGUUCAACAGCCAGAACACUGAUAACUGCUCUGACAGUGACUCCUCCUUCAACCAGAGUUAUGCAUUCAUCGGACAAGAGCAGCUGCAGAAAUUGGCUGAAAAACUUGACCCCAGCAAGCCCAAGGAGGUUCGAUGGGAGGCUCUACAGGCUCUCUGCCGUGCCCCUCCAUCUGAUGUGCUGAGCUGUGAGAUCUGGAGCUCCCUGCACCGGUACCUCUGUGCAGCUCUGACCGAUCCUGACCUCAACGGGAAUGUGUUGCAGUUCUUUGCUAAAAGCUUCUCUUCCUCUCCACUGAAUGUGACACGAGAGAUCUACACCAGCAUGGCUAAAAGUUUGGAAUCAAGUUUCCGGUCUCAGAAACAUACUUUUCCAAGUGGCUCUGAUUCCAUUGACAUCAACAGAGCAGAGAUCAGUCAUCUUCUCAAACAGAUGCGAUUGAUAAAUGACUUUCAGAAGGAGGUGACCAACUUCUGGAUCCGUCAUCCAGAGAAAUAUAUGGAAGAAGUUAUAGAGAGCACAUUCUCCCUGCUGUCCUUCCAUCCUGAACAUGGCUCAACAGGAGCUGAGAAAACCCUGGAACCAAUCCAUUUACUGGCUGUAGUGGACAUUAAAGCAACUUGGUUUAAUAAGUGGAUGCAUGGCAACUACAGUAGAACUAUGGUUCUCAGGCUCCUGGAGAAUAAAUACAAGACUUUGAUUGCAGUGGCUCUUCAGCAGUGUAUGUAUUAUAAGGAAUCCUGUGACCAUUUCAAAAGUGAGAUAACCGAUUCUCAUUUAGAGGAGAAGGGACAUAUUGGUGUUUAUUCUGGAAAGGAACUUGAGUAUUCCUUCUUUGUCCACUCUCUGUGUGUCCUGGGGAAGCUCAUCGUCUACACCAACGGGCAAAAGCUCUUCCCCAUAAAAACAGAGAAGCACAAAGAUCCAAUUACUCUGACAGACUUGGUUGUCAUCCUUAUUAACAUCGUGUAUCGACAACCGAAGCCCCUGCGUAGUCAUGCGUCACACCCAGACUCCCUGUCCCCCAGCAGCCUGGUGAUGGAAAUACUGUGGAUGUUGUGUGAGCAGACUGAAUGUCUCAGCCAGACCCCCAUUAUAGAGACACUACUGGAUCCUGUUAUAGCCAUUCUAAAUCGCCAACAGUCCAAACUAAAAUCUCCUGCAGAAACACUGGCUCUCAUCGCUGAUAUUCUGGCUCGCAUCGCAAGCACCGACAGGGGAUUAGCUCUUUUCUUACAUGAGAAGAAUCUUGUUGUUGCCCACAGCGACAGGACCUUUGCUGCUGAUGUCGUCGUGCAGUUCACCCUGAGGCUGCUGGAUAAGGGACUGCCAUCACUGAAUGAAUCAGAUGUUACUCACGCAUUAUGUGGAGCUUUCAUCUUUGUCUGUCGCCAGAUAUACAACACCUGUGAUGGCCUGCAGGUCCUGCGGCCCUAUGGUCUGCACAAAGCCCUAGCUGCUGCAUGGAAACAGACCAGCUCUUUGUCAGAAAGAGUUCCAACACCAGUACUUGGAUGCAGCCCUGGACCACCUGCCCAAGAAACACAGAACAUGCUUCUCUGGGAGGAAACAUUGUUGGACAGCCUACUGAACUUUGCUGCAACCCCUAAAGGCCUGUUACUGCUCCAGCAGACAGGAGCCCUCAAUGAAUGCAUCGCUUACAUGUUCUCUCGCUUCACCAAAAAGCUACAGGUGAGCCGCUGUGAGAAGUUUGGGUAUGGGGUGAUGGUGACACAGGUGGCAGCAACUGCUCCAGGGAUUGUGGCUCUGCACUCGUCAGGUUUUGUCAGGGCUCAGGUAGUAGAGCUGUGGUCUGCUCUUGAAUUCGGCAGUGACGAUGUCAGAGUGGUCCGCCCUACACCAACACCCAUGGAGCCCAUAGACAGAAGUUGCCUCAAGUCCUUCCUGUCCUUGGUUAACCUCCUGUCCUCUUCCCAAUCGGUGUGGGAGCUUCUGGGAAGGCAAUCUUUAGCUAACAAGAGUGAAUACACCCUGCGAGAAAUGCCAACCUCCAUACUUGAUUUGAUUGACAGGCUUAUUGCUGUGAAUUCAGAUGCGAAGAUACAUUCCCUGUUCCAGUAUGAGCAGUCUCACACAUUCGGCUUGAGACUUCUAAGCGUGCUCUGCUGUAGUCUGGACACCUUCCUGCUGUUGGAGAGCCAGUAUAACAUCUGCUCCAUGCUGCUGCAGAGUCAGAGGAAGAACGUUGUCGACCCAGAAACCCCUGACGGGGUGAUCAUCAUAGACAGUCUGUCGGUGGAGAGGAAUCAUGUGCUGGUUCGUGCGAGUGUUGUGGGAGGCCCAUCUGAGAGGAGGCUUCCAUCUCGAGUCCUGCAAGAGGGAGAACAUCCUUACCCCUGGCCGAUGUUCUCAUGCUACCCUCUACCACACUGUUACUUUUUGGACCCACCGAAGAGCCACAAUGACCCACAAAACCAGGAGCUCAACGUAUUCCUGGCUUCAACAACAGACCCAAAGAGUGAGGAGAGCUGGUUAGAGAUCUGCCGGAGACAGUACUGCAAAGCCAUGACAUCAAAACAGAACACUCCAUCUGGAGAGGUGCUGGCCAACCUUCUGGAGAAAGUUGUAGCCCAUCUAUGCAGCUCUGCAGCAGAGAGCUUCCUCUCCUUCACUCAGUACACAGUGCUGGCCAACCUUCUGGAGAAAGUUGUAUCCCAUCUAUGCAGCUCUGCAGCAAAGAGCCUCCCCUCCUUCACUCAGUACACAGCUGAUGAAAACAGCGUGAAGAAUGCAGUCUUAUCAUCUGUAGAAAAGCUGGGUAUUGAAACCACUAUCAGGUAUGGCAGCUACCUCAAGUUACUGAAAGAAGAUGCCACAAAUGACCUGGCUCUGCUAAUGAAGCACAUAAACAUCUUCUUAUCCACACAGAGGGUUAACGCACCCUCUGCACUCAUCACACAUAAGGAGGGAUAUCCAGGUCAUGACUGGCUGGUGUCUACAGUUUUUCUCCUCAUGGCUGGAAACUUUGACCGCUCUUUGCAUUUGUUACUUAACCUCUCCUCUCUGCUUACAUCUGCAUUCAUCUGGCCUGCAAGGAUACAUGCAUCUGCCCACCUACCAGAGGAAGUGGCUGACUCAGGGAUACCUCCUGUCUACUGGUGCACAGCUCAUUAUGUGGAGAUGCUGCUGAAAGCUGAGGUUCCUCUGGUCCAUUCUGCCUUCAGGAUGUCUGGCUUCACUCCCUCACAGAUGUGCCUUCAUUGGCUGACUCAGUGUUUCUGGAACUACCUGGACUGGACGGAAAUCUGCCACUACAUAUGCACCUGUGUGGUGAUGGGCCCUGACUACCAGGUUUACUUAUGUGUGGCAAUAUUCAAACACCUCCAGCCAGAGAUCCUGCAGCGCACUCAGUCCCAGGAGCUGCAGAUCUUCCUCAAGGAGGAGCCGAUUCAGGGAUUUGAGUUCAAGAACUACUUGGAAUUUAUGUUAAGCCUGGAGAGCAGUUACAGGAACAUUGUCCUUUCUGAUAUGAAAAGUAUCCGAAAUCCUCUGGAGUAAGAAUGUGUUGAACCUUCUUGUUCAUUAAAGUUACUCUACUACUGAAAGUCUUCACAAAAGGCCACUGAAUGUGUUUGAACUUUACCACAGAUUGAUUUGCAUCUAUUCUGGUAUGAAUUAAGACUCUUUCAUUUUAAGCAUCUUUCAAACCACUAGUAUUCUCUGUGUACUAUAAAAUAUUUAUGUGCACCAUGUUUUUGUGCUGAUCAAAAUGUUCAGAGGGCUGGUAUCCAGCAGAUGGGGAUGUAUCAUGGAUGAGAGAGCUCUGCCAUCAAAAUGAAGAUGGAAAAUUGAUGGAAAACAGAAUUCAGGGCACUGUGUGUGUGUGUGUGUGUGUGUGUGUGUGUGUGUGUGUGUGUGUGUGUGUGUGUGUGUGUGUGUGUGUGUGUGUGUGUGUGUGUGUGUGUGUGUGUGUGUGUGUGUGUGUAACUCAGUGCACCAACCUGUUGGUGAAAAUGCUCAAAUUUAUAUAAACCUAAAGUGACCAACGGUUUUAAAUCAGGUUUACGGAUGAUAACAAUAGUGAGACUUUUGUUUCUGCAACACUAAAUAUCACAAAUGGUGCAAUUUAACAUAAAUAUUCCCUUGGAUGAUGCAUUAUAAGAAGUUAUGUGUGAUAUGAAGUCUGCUUUUAUUUUGAGCAGUUGAUGGUUGGAGGAUUCAAAACUAUCAUGUCGGUCCUGUUUUCACUCUGGUUUGUCCUCUUCUAGACUGCAGGGAGCCAGAAACUAUCCCAGUAGUCUAUUUAUUCAUUUGGUAUGGUGUUUAUCAUUUAAUUCUUACUAUGUAAAUAUCAGAACUUAAAAUGUGUUUUUAUAAGAAUCUUUUUUAAAUAUCACUAUUUGUUAUCACAGCAAACUGGCAGCUGUGAUUGGAGCGGAUUUGGGGAAUUCACUGGUACUCAUUCACAUAAAAAGUGACAUAUAUAAUAUUUAAAAAGUGAAAGUGAAAUCUUGGGUGUUAUGAGGAUGUGAAUGUUAAGUAAUUGUUGUCACAAAGUGGGCAGCUGGUCGCAGAUUGGUGCUUAAGUUCUCUGUACACCGUGGAUCCGAUUGGCAGGCAGGAGGAAGUGCGAAGCAAGUAAACCAGAGACAAAUAAAUGAACUGUGCCUGCAUGUAGAGAUAAGUAUUUGUUAGACACUCGACAUAUGACAACUCAAAUAGGAUACUUUGCCCAGCCGUGUUUUCUGAAGAUAUACCCCAGAGGGCAUUUCUGCACAAGAAGAAAUUCCAAUCAACUGAGUGACUGUACUUUACUUAACGCUGUUUCGUGUAGUUACUCCCCGACGCUGGAGGUAGCAUCUGUAAUGCCAGGAUAGAGUGCAUCACACAGCCUCCUGGGUUGUGCACUUAUACAGGUUGUUGCAUGAAAGAUGCAUGAGGAAUGUUGUAUCGUUGUGAUAAACCCUCAUUAGUAACCACAGGCUUAUCUCUGCCUGCCUGUGCUGCAGUCCGUUUGUCCUCCUCCAGACUGACUGAAUAAGCAAAUUCAUUACAACCAUCCAUCUCUUUCCUACAUCUGUGGUACUGGGGAGAUGUCUAGCAAGGAACCGAAUAAAUGUUUACCUCCUGAAAGACACCACUUCCCACGGAGCAUUUACCACUUAAGACCCUGCACAUUUGAGCCAAUGUGUGUUCAACUUUAAAGCUCGAGUAAUCAAUUUCUCAUUCGUCUGGGGACAGAAAUACACAGCAGCCUCGAUACCACUAGCCACAAUUUACCUUUUAGCCACAAGUAGUUUUUAAAGUAAACCACCUGAAGUUCAGGGGUGUGUGAUACGUUCCUGGCUUGUUAACAUCGGUAGAGAUGACCUGCUUUGGCUGAAGAUUUUAUAUUCAAUUCAAAAGUCUUUAUUUCGAACAUGAUAGUAGUUAAGAACAUACUUAAACAAUGAAUGCAAGCGGGACACUUUUUCUUUUUGGUAGCAGCAGCAGUCUUGACAUGUCGAGGAGUAGGAAGUAAAAAACGUAUGAACUCCGACCCCUUGAACUCAAUAGUAUGUUUUCAGAUGGACCCUCGUUAUUAGAUAUCAAAAAUAUUGACGUAUUUAGAAGUUACACAAACUAAUAGUAAGAAUUUUACACAGUAUAAAUAUAUAAUGUGGUAUAAAUUGGUAUAAAUUAAUAUACAUUAGCAGAUACCUGAUUUACUAUUGCCAUGUCCAGUUAGCCACUAUGUUGUUAUUAUUGUAAUGGCAUCUUUACAGGCCUGAACAAGAAAUCUAUCAGGCAGCUGUAGCUGAUCCAGAACGCUGCCGCCAGAGUCCUUACAAACACCAGGAAACUGGACCACAUUACACCGGUCAUGAAAUCACUACACUGGCUUCCAGUGAGUCAAAGUACAGAGUUUAAAAUCUUACUGCUGGUUUACAAAGACCUGAAUGGUCUUGGACCAAAAUACAUGCUGGAUCUGUUAGUUCCUAUGAAGCUCCCAGACCCCUGAGGUUCAUCUGGAUCUGGUUUGUUGUGGUUCCAGAACCAGAACCAAGCAAGGUGAGGCAGUUCAGUUAUUCUGCUCCUCACCGGUGGAACAAACUUCCUGUAGACCUGAGGUCUGCUCCAACUGUAGAUCCUUUAAAUCAGGCCUAAAAACAUUACUGUUUACUGAAGGUACUCUUAAAUAAAUACUUACCUGCUGUACUCUACUGCCCUUACUUUUAACAGAUUGUGCUUUUUAUUAUUUUACUUCUUUUCUUAUUUUAUUUAUUAUUUUACCUCCUUUUCUCAUAAUUUUAUUUACUGUACAAUUAUGUCUUGCUGCUUGUAAAGCACCUUGAAUCCCCUUGUGUUGAAUUGUACUAUAUAAAUAAACUUGCCUUGCCUUGCCUAUGCAUAUCAGAUACAGGUGUUGGUAUUCCUGCUGGGCUUUGCUGCCUGACGCUCCUCCUCCAGUGACUUUGAACAGGUGUGCUGUGACCCCUCACUGAACACCUCUGUGGGCCUAAACGGGUCAUCAGCUGGGGACCACCAUUCAUUACCGUUUCGCUCCUUUAACCCCAGUACGUCUCAUGGUGGCGGAGCGAUGGCAGGGAUCUCUCCCUGCCACCCCCUGCUGAUGCCCUAGGUGUUAGUCCCCCAGCUCUUCUGCUUCCUCCUUAGCCACAACCAGAAGCUGCCUUUCUCCGCCUCCUCAGCCAGCUUUCAUGGCUUUCCGAUGCCCCGCUCCUGUGCAUCCCAUGUCACGGAGUAGGCGAGCCGUUGAGGAACCCACGAAGCCCCUACACCCCACUUCCACAGGGCAGAUGACAGCUAUCCAGCCAGCCUCCCUGCACUCUGCCGCCAGGUCUGAGUACUUGGCUUGCUUCCGCUCGUACGCAGCCUCCAAACCUCCCUCCCAUGGGACAGUGAGUUGAACCAGAAGGACUGUUCUGCAAGCCUCUGACCACAAGACUAGGUCUGGCCGCAGCGAUGUUUCCACAAUCUCCCUGGGGAACUGGAGUUGCUUCCCCAGGUCGACCCUCAUGGACCACUCUUUUCCCGGUGCGAGGAGUCUUGCUGUAACUCGCUGGUGGGACGACUAUGUAAACAAUGUUUACUCUGAGUGCC
This is a messenger RNA of Cololabis saira (Pacific saury), 7581 nucleotides long. It is a transcript of the gene tbc1d32, whose product is annotated as TBC1 domain family, member 32. Gene Ontology annotation, biological process: non-motile cilium assembly. Bases 52 to 4035 code for a protein of 1327 amino acids. The record is from RefSeq and is a predicted model, not a curated record. NCBI's taxonomy places the organism in Eukaryota, Metazoa, Chordata, Actinopteri, Beloniformes, Belonidae. The transcript is spliced from 35 exons.